Messenger RNA from Carassius gibelio (silver crucian carp), 3042 nucleotides. RefSeq names its product SLAM family member 5-like. The record is from RefSeq and is a predicted model, not a curated record. Bases 294 to 1586 code for a protein of 430 amino acids. The transcript is spliced from 8 exons. Lineage: Eukaryota; Metazoa; Chordata; Actinopteri; Cypriniformes; Cyprinidae.
GAACUCAGGUGUGGAAUGUUGUCCGUGACAGAUUCCAUUCAAUGUAUCUACUUCCUUAUUUUGAUCGGAAUUAGCCUACUGAUUUUCCAAGAACAUUUCGUGUUUCACUCGCAAAAUGCGAUCUACUGAGCUGAAGUUGGUGAAAUAUUACAAAAUCAUAUGUAAAAGUUAAAUUAUGUUGAGUGUCGUUGCGGUUUAGCUCAAACGUUUGAGAAACUGCUCAAACGCUUUGAAACUCGACGGAGCGGUUUAACAACUACAAUGGACAACUUUUACUGAUCUUGUACGGAGUUAUGGAGACGUUUGUUUUAUUUUUUGUUACGUUACUGGUGGAUGGUGUGUUUGGUUAUAUGGAUGAAGUGAAGUCAGUGUCAGUGAUGGAGGGAGAUUCUGUCACUUUAUACACUGAUCUUACUGAAAUACAGAAAGCUGAGCUGAUACUGUGGACAUUUGGAUCUGACAGCACUCGUAUAGCUCAAAUAAACAGAUUGAUUAAUAAGAUCUCAUAUUACGAUGGUCCUGAUGAAAGAUUCAGAGACAGACUGAAGCUGGACAGUCAGACUGGAUCUCUGACCAUCACAAACACCACAACUCAACACGCUGGACUCUAUCAACUACAGUUCAUCGGUGGAAAACCGGUCACACCCAAGAAGUUCAGUGUUAUUGUUUCUGCUCGUCUACCUAUUCCUGUCAUCAGCAGUAACUCUUCACAAUGUUCUUCUUCAUCAUCAUCAUCAUCAUAUUGUUCACUGUUGUGUUCAGUGGUGAAUGUGGGUCAUGUGACUCUCUCCUGGUACAAAGGAAACAGUUUAUUGUCCAGUAUCAGUGUGUCUGAUCUCAGCAUCAGUCUCUCUCUACCUCUGGAGGUGGAAUAUCAGGAGAAAAACAGCUACAGCUGUGUGAUCAACAAUCCCAUCACAAACCAGACCACACAUCUGGACAUCAGCAAACUCUGUCAACCAUGUUCAGCACCAGGUUUGUCCGCAGGUCAUAUAGCAUUGGUUUGCUUUAGUGUUCUGGCUGUGGUUCUAGUUUUGUGUGGUAUUUUCUGUGGUAUUUUCUUUUACUAUCACCACAGGAGGUCUACACAAGCAGAUCAUCAGAGCAAACCUUAUGGAGAAGAAAAUAUUAUGCUAACUAAUGCAGAUGGAGAAACACUUGAACAGGAGAGACAUUUACAAAACAAUAAUUUUGUGGAGAAAGAUGAAAUUAAGUCUGUAAUAGCAAUGGUGGGAGAAAGAGUCACGCUACACACUGAUCUCACUGAAAUAAAGGAAGAUGAGCUGAUACGGUGGAAGUUUGCAGAUUCCAAAAUAUACAAAUUCGCUGAAUUUUUUGUCAUAGCCAAAUGGGAUAAAACAAACAAUGAGGAAUACCUACAUGAUGACCACAAAUUCAAAGACAGGUUACAUCUGGACCACAAUACUGGAUCUCUGAUCAUCACAAACAUCACACCUAAACACUAUGGACAUUACAAACUGCACAUCACCAGCGAGGGACGGGAUAUCUCAAAGACUUUCAAUCUUGUAGCUCAUGACCCAAAGAAGAGACCGGGUACAAUCCUGAGAAGAGAAACUUGCCCUUGAUAGCAGAAUUUGAGUAUUAGUAAUCAGGGGCGUCGCACCCGUGGGGGAUGUGGGUGUUUUCCCGAUGAGAGGGUUCAAGACCCGCAUGUUUUCUGCAGUUUUUCCGCAGUUUUGCACAAACCCCUUACUACAGUCGCUCCUCCGUUUUUUCUGGCCGCUCUGUGUCUGUGCUUGCUGCUGCUGUCUCCUCCCCCCUCCCUCUCAAACAUGACACCGGCUGAUGAUUGGCUGUUCUGCCUUAAGUCCCGCCUCUCUUGGCGUGUUAUCGGCCAGCUCGUGCUGAGGAGGCGGGAACUUAUGGUUAUGGUUAUUUACAUUUCCCUUUUCCAGGUACUUUGAAUGAGUGUUUAUGCUUUCGAGGUUUUUUAAAUAAACUUGAUAUGCGUUUAGGAAGAUGUUCUGUUAUCGUUUUGUUGACAUGUCUUGUGUUCUCGGUAGGCUAUUAUAUUUCGUUUUUUAGACUAAUGCUAAUUGCUAUUAUUGGGAUAUUGUUCAGUAGCUAGUUAAAUUCGGUUAUGUAACGUUAUGUGGCAUGCGAUGUAUAACAUAACUGUGAUGAAGAAGGGACUGCCAUUGUUAAGCAAUUUAUUUAUGGGUUCAUUGCCAGUGCAACUGAUUUUGAUAUCUUGAGCAUUGUUUGUUGAUUAGCUGAAUACUUUUGUGGAUACUUACCUGUUGUGUUUGAUUGUAACGUUACCUGUUGAGGAGAAAAAAGUGAGAAAUGAUGACAUUGUUUGAAAACCUGUUGAAGAACUAUGAAAGAAAAGUGUAUAUUAUUUUAAUGUUUAAAAACAGUAAAUUGUUACAUUAUUUAUACCACCAGAUAAAACGCUGUGUGGGUGUUUUUUCUUUUCUUUUUUUUUUUUUCUUUUUAUGUAGGAUUAUUUAUUUUUCCCAUCCAAAUGCUGCAAGCCGGAAAUCCGGCACAGUGCCGGAGAACUUUAAUUCCUGCAUUUUGUACCUCUCUGUCACUGUAUUAAUCGUUUUUAUUGUUUAUAAACAAACCACAUCCAUCCCCCGCACUUUUGAAAAGCUUGCUACGCCCCUGUAUGUAAUCCAUAUUUCAGUUUAAUUGCCAGACUAAUGGAACAUAGUUCUUCUUAUUUAUCUCAAUCAUUGUCUUGGUAAUUCAAAACGAACUCACAGUUUCUCAAGGCUAUUUGUCAAUAUGCGUUCUUUAGCGAUCUUGCGUCCUUGCUUUACUUCAACAUUAACCGUCGAAGUUCAGUUCCAGUUCUCAAGAACGCAAGUACAGAGAAUGCAUGAAGUGCCAGAAUGUGUUCUUGAUAUCGAGGAUGAAUCGCGUGCAGACUUGAGAGAAUCCAGCCGUUAGAAAUCCCAGAAGACGCUGCGGGCGGCCGGUGUACGGAAGCCUGCAAGCUUUAAACUCACUCUCGCAAGUACUUGACGGCUCUUGAAAGUGAACAUUUAUCGUUUUGUUUUGCUUAAUUUUAAU